Messenger RNA from Belonocnema kinseyi, 6904 nucleotides. RefSeq names its product E3 ubiquitin-protein ligase TRIM9 (gene Trim9). Gene Ontology annotation, molecular function: protein binding; zinc ion binding. Bases 996 to 3116 code for a protein of 706 amino acids. NCBI's taxonomy places the organism in Eukaryota, Metazoa, Arthropoda, Insecta, Hymenoptera, Cynipidae. The record is from RefSeq and is a predicted model, not a curated record. The transcript is spliced from 8 exons.
GAGUGCUGUCCUUCGAAGUGCCGCUUACCGGCAUCGCGUUCCUCGCGAAAGCGUGAUCCGCGAGUGAUUCCACCGGUGCAAAAUGCACUCUCAAUCCGAAUAUUAUUUAAAACGCCAAUAAAUAAAUCCCUCCAAAAAAUAAUCCUCAGUUAAUUCUUCCAAUAAAAAUUUAAAAAAAAGUCAGGUAUCUACUCUGUACGCGAUUUUAAAGUUGCCAAAGGAUACGUCCGGCGAUGCUCGAGAUCCGUAGGAGGCUCCUGGUAAUUAGAACCAAGAAAAUCCCAAAGGAAGGUGACAGAAAAUCCCAAAGGGAGGUGACAUCAAAAGUGAAGAACUGAAGUCUUUCCAAAAACUUAAAAAGUUGGUUUAAAAAUUUCUAACUUGAAAACUGGAAGAUCCGAGGGAAAAAAAUCCGAUUUUUGUGAAAGUAAAGUGAGUGUGUGUACUUGAGUGUUGCGCUCGUGUUAGCCAAGUGUUAAUUAGUCGAGUGAGUGUCCUGGAACGCUUCAAGAAACAAUGCAAUAGUGAAGUGUCAUAAAAAGUUUUUAAAAAAGUUCUAAACUAAGUUUCUAGCUGUAAGUUUGUGUAGGAAGUAGUUAAAACAGGUAUAGAUCGAACCUUCGAUUCGAGAGUUAAAUCGUUUCUAAAUCUUGAAUCUUGUCCUUCGAACUAAGACUGGAAGAUUGCAACAGAAACACCUUCUCCAGUUUCGUCCCCGUAAUCCGAACCCCUUACAUUUUCUACCUUCCUUCUUGAAUUUUUUGAAAUCUCCAGAAUUGAAAAGUCCUCGAUCCUGAGAUAAAGAACGCAAAACUUUUGAGAUAGAAGCAAACAUUGAUGCCCUCUUUGAAAAAUAAAGAAGUUGAAGAACCGGUUUAGGACCCCUCACGCGGAUUUAUGAGAGGAAGGAUCCAAGAUCCAUAGAUUGCCAUCUGCAUCUAUUUUGACUAAAUUAUUAAAAUAUUCUUUUCGAGAAGGAGUAAAUAUAUUCUAGAAUGGAGGAAGAAUUGCGAUGUCCAGUUUGCAAGGAACUUUUGAGCGAUCCGGUUCUUCUACCUUGUUGGCACGCUUUGUGCCUAGGAUGUGCGGUCAAUAUGCAAGCACCACCGGAUUCGCCCCCGGAAUCGACGACGGAUUCUGCAAAUGCACCAGGUUCAGACCAGGAAGCGGAUAAAUUGUCAAUCUUGUCGGAAACCGAUUCCGGUGUCGUUUGCAGCAGUACAUCGACGGGUUCUAGACCCGGAAGUUAUGUGGGCACUCCAGGAAACGGUGGUUUUCCUCCCUCGGGAGGUACCCUCUGCUUGUCGUGUCCGGUGUGUCAGAAGACGGUGUAUUUUGAUGAAGGGGGUGCCCACAACUUGCCCAAGUACAGGUCAAUGCAACGUAUUAUUGAGAAGUACUUGGAGUCGAAGAAUAUCAAGUUGCAGUGUCAAAUGUGCGAGAAGGAACCCAAGGAUGCAACUGUCGCGUGCGAGCAAUGCGAGGUUUUAUAUUGUGACGCCUGCAGGGAGUCCUGUCAUCCGAAAAGGGGACCUUUAGCGACCCACAAUUUGGGCCCACCGCGGGGCAGAUGGCAGUCCAAUGGCGGAAAAAGUGUUCGAGGCUCUAGCCAUGACUGUAGCUUCAUUAUGUGUCCCGAUCACGUCGGUGAAUCCCAGGGCCUUUAUUGUGCUCUCUGCAAGAUCGCUGCCUGUUCAAAUUGUCUGCGAGAUCGACACGCGGCCCAUGCUCUCGACGUUCUACCCCUGGCUGCAGCUUGCAAGGCGCAAAAGACGGAGCUGUCACAAAAUCUGCAGCAAUUGUCAGAGCGUGCACGUUCAACGACAGAGUUCAUUCAGAGGCUCAAAGGAAUGACGGAUAAAGUGCACGAAGAGUGCAUUAGUUUAGAGCAGGAAGUGGAAGAGAGGGUCGCGAACCUCGUGAACAUGCUUCAGGCCCGGAAAUCAAGACUCAUUGAGGCGGCUCGGCAAACCAAGGAAGCCCGAGUGCGAGCUCUGAGGGAUCAAGUGACCCGGUGUGCCACCCACCUGCAGACGACAACAGCCCUUCUCACCUUCUGCAUCGAGGCUCUCAAGGAAACUGACAGUGCUGCCUUUCUCCAAAUCGGAGGGAUGCUCUCCGUCAGAGCCGCGACAGCGGCAGGGUCUUGGGGUGGGGCGGAGGGUGUUCAGGAAAUAGCUCGUCUUCCGCUCCUCGACCUCACUCUCGAUGACAAACCCCUCCGACGAUCCAUCGAUCAGCUUACCUUUGUUCAAAUGAAACCCCCAGGAGCACCGCUUCUUGUUCCCGAAGAAUGCAGUGCCGAAAACAACAGCGUCACCAUUGCCUGGCAGCCACCUCUUGUCUGUGGUCAGCGAGGACCUGCAAUUGAAGGAUAUCUUCUGGAAUUGGACGACGGAUGCGGUGGAGAAUUUAGGGAAGUUUACUGCGGCCGAGAGACGAUCUGUACCGUGGAUGGAUUGCACUUUAAUUCACUGUACAAUGCACGGGUGCGAGCUUUCAACAGUGCAGGGGAAGGAGAUUACUCCGAGCUGAUAGGUUUACAGACCGCCGAGGUCGCUUGGUUUUCUUGGGCGGCUGGUGAUUCGACAAUACCACAGGAAGUUUCUAUCUCCGAGGACGCCAUGAGUGCUUCCUGUGAAGGCUACGAGCAUCGAGUGGUCCUUUCUAGCACUGGAUUUUCUCGAGGAGUCCACUAUUGGGAACUUACGAUUGACCGAUAUCACAGUGAUACGGAUCCUGCUUUCGGAAUCGCUCGAUGUGACGUCACACGCGAUCAGAUGCUUGGAAAGGACGACAAGGGUUACAGCAUGUACAUCGAUCGGCAAAGAUCCUGGUUCAUGCACGCUGGAGGUCACGCCCAAAGAACAGACGGAGGUGUCCAACAGGGUUCAACAGUCGGAGUUCUCCUAGACCUUGAGACCACUCACACCCUCCGAUUUUUCGUCAACGACCAACCCCAAGGGGGUGUUGCCUUCCGGGAUCUCUACGGCGUGUUCUACCCUGCAGUUAGCCUUAAUCGAGGAGUCACUGUGACUCUGCACACAGCCCUAGAUGUUCCUCGUCACCUGCUAGACCUCCACGAGGAAUAUAUGAGCGACGUCCUUCAAAGCUAGGGGUACCUGUCUGUCCUGAAAAAGGGCCUUUUCCAGGAAAUCGGAUCUCCUUAUUCGUCCACCAUUGACAGGAUCAAGGACCUUAAUGACAUCCUGCAGAUGCAGACUCUGGAAAAAAUCAUUGAAGAGACUCCCAGCGAGACCAACUGUUGUAACGCUGAUUUUUAAGGGCAAGUGUUAAAUCCUCGAUUAUCCUCGAACGUUCUUUCACUAAACUGGAUGGAUUAUUUUUUUAAUCGAAAAUUAUCAGGGUGUCUACUUGACAGGAAAACCAAGAAAUGAAUAUAUUUAUUUUUGGUGCCCCUUUUCAAGUUUUUUGCACACACAGAUUUCACGCAAAUGAUCUUUUUCACCCUAGUGCCCCUUUUCCAGCUUUCCACAUACAGAUACCUUUUUCAAGGUACAUUUAUUUUAUGUGCCCUUUUUGAUGCUCAUUCAACAUGCCGGUCUCACUCGAAGUAGCUUUCUCGACCUAGUGCCCCUUUUGCAAGUCCCCACCUACGCAGAUCCUGCACAAUAUUUAUUUUGGUGCCCCUUUUUGAAUCUCUUUACAUAUGUAGACCUCAAAAAAAUAUAUUUAUCACCAAAGUGCCCCUGUUCCAGUUCUCCACAUACAGAUACCUUUUCCAAGAUAAAUUUAUUUUAUGUGCCCCUUUUGCAGCUCAUUGAACAUGCAGGUCUCACUCAAAGUAGUUUUCUCGCCCUAGUGCCCCUUUUACAACUCUCUACAUAUGCAGAUCCCACCUAAAGUAUAUUUAUUUUCAUUUCUCCUUUUGUCAGCUCUUUACAUACGCAGAUCUCACCCAAAUCAAAUUUUUCACCAUCGUGCCCCUUUUUCGAAGCAUAUUUAUUUUCGCUGUCCCAUUUUUAGUUCAUUCACGCGCAAAUCUCAUCCAAAGUAUCUCUCUCGCACUGUGCCCCUUUUCCAGCUCUCUACAUAAAUACCUUACCCAAAGUAUUUUCCUAUGCCCCUUUUCAACUCUUCACGAACGCAUACCUCGUCCAAAUUAUAUUGAUUGUUUGUGCCCCUUUCUGCUCUCCACACAGACAGGCCGCACUUAAAUUAUAUUUAUAUUUAUGUGCCCCUUUUCCAGUUCUACACACAAAUACCUCAUGCAAAGUGUUCUUCUUACAUUAAUGCCCUUUUCCAAAGCAUAUUUAUUUUCGAUGUCCGAUUUUCAGUUCAUUCACGCGCAAAUCUCAUCCAAAGUAGCUCUCUCGCACUGCGCCCCUUUUCCAGCUCUUUACAGGUGCAGAUAUCGCCAAAAGCAUCUUUCUUAUGCGAGUGCCCCUUUUCCAGCUCUCUACACACAUAACUCACUCAAUGUAUUUUUCUGUGCCCCUUUUUCAGUUUUCUACACGCGCAGAUCUCACCCAAAGUAUAACUUUCGUCCUCUGCACCUUUCCAUCUCUUCACGAACGCAUACCUCGUCCAAAGCAUAUUUUUUUUCGUGCCCCUUUCAGUUCACCACACAGACAGGCCUUAUUCAAAUUAUAUUUAUGUGCCCCUUUUCUAGCUCUUUACGCAGAAAUGCAUCAUCAUUGGUGCCCCUUUCCCAGUUCUCUGCGCAUGAAAACUACAGCCAAAGUAUCUUACUUGCCAUGUGCCCCUUUUCCAGCUUUCCAUGCUCGCAGACCUUGCCCUAAGUGCUCACAUCGACUUUGUGCUCCUUUUCCAGCUCCUGACACACGCAUACAUCCCCUAACGUAUUUUUCUCGCCCUGUACCCCUAUGUCUCCUUUCCAACUAUCUACACACGUAAACCUUACCAAAAGUAUCUAUGCUACUCAGUGCCUCUUUUUAAGCUCUCAGCACACACUAACCUCACCUAAAGUAUCUCCCUUGCUCUCGUAGCUCUUUUCCAUUUAUAUACACGUAAGCCUCAACUAAAGUGUUCUCGUCCUCCCUAGUGCCCCUUUUCCAGCUUUCUUUACGCACACACAUACUUUCCCUAAAGUAUGUUUAUUACUCAAUGCUCCAUUUUCAGCUUUUCAAGUACUCAGAUAUAACCCAGCGAAUUCUUAUCAUUCCGUGCCCCUUUUCCAGCUCUCCAUGCACGCUGACCCUUCCUAAAGUAUCUUUACCAUUCUCCGCUCUUUUUUCUAGCUUUUCACACACGCAGAUCUAACCCAAAGUUUUCUUAUCACCCAGGGCCCUUUUUCCAGCUCUCUAGGCACGCACACGUUUCCUAAAGUAUCUACCAUUCAGUGCUCCUUUUUCAGCUCUCUACACACGCAGACCUCACCUCAUAUUUUUUGGAUUGAGUUGCGAAUAUGAUACAUUACAAUAAACGAUUGUGUUUUUAUCACUUUGUAAAUAAUUAAAUGAAGAAUUAAUUAGGUAAAAUAAAAAAUUGACUGGCUAGACACCCUGAUAAUUCUUUCUUUUUUAUCUGUCGGUAUUUGAAUUUCAUGUUUAUUCGAAGAAGCGCUUUCCAGUGUAUGUAAUAGGAGAUUUCAAGUUUGAUUAAUUGAAAAUCAAAACCCUGCUUGUCCAAAACAAUUUUUCUCAAUUAUCGUGUUUUUAUAUUUGCAUAUUAAUUUGAUGCCCUAUUUUUUCGUAUAUACCAGUUAUUUUUUAUAAAAACGAGAAAAAGUCCAUCUUAGCCUGAAUCAUACCACUAAAAUAUUCAACUCUGAAGAAAAAAUACUCGACGAAAUCAAUUUCGCGAGUUGGGAAUCGAAUCCUCUACAAUCAGUUAAUCUUUUUCGAAAAAAUAUUAUUUUUUUUCAUCUGUUUUACAAAGGUAAAUGAAAUUUCAAUAAAAACUUUUUUUUAAUUUACUUUCGACGUUCGAGGUGAAAGAACUGACCAAUGUUUGGAAAAUCUGAAAAAACCUUAAAAGCCUUUAGCUCCUUUUGCGUUUUUUAUUAUCAGAAACUCUUUUUUUUCAGCAAACAUACAUUUUUAUUCUCUCAUGAUAGGCGCUUGAACUCUGUUCGAACACCCGACAAACUUGUCAGGUUGAUUCUUGAAUGUGCAUUUGAAACACCCAUUUUUCACACAAAGAAAAGACUGUACUUUCUCACGUUAAAACGUUUGAGCUUGAAUUUAUCCGAAUAUCCACCGUACCUUUAAUAUCAUAUCGUAUUUAUAAGUGUUGAAUCGCGCUGGGAUAAGUACACGAAAUCGAUAACAAUAAGCGAGCAAAAAGUAUGAAUGAAUUAAUAAAUAAAUGAGCGAACGAAUUAAUAAGAAAGUAAUUAAAUAAAAAAUUAAGUGAUGAGUGAAUAAAUUAAUAAGAGAAUAAAUGAGUAAUAUAAAAGCGAAUAUAGAUAGAUAAGGGAAUACUCGGCGCAGAUAACUUUAAGAUAGUCGAGUCUAAAAUAAUCGUAUCUGGGGGGCGAUUAUGUCCCUUUUUUUAGUUUUAUGUUUACUUUCCUUUUUUUAAAUUUGGUUGAUUUUUUUUUGAUAAUUACAGCUACCACGAACUUUCCGUUAUUCCCUCGUUUCACCCUUUUUUUUUAAAUUCCCGCUUUUUUCUUAAAAUAUAAUAAAUUUGAGAAUAAAAUAUUUGAAUCACGCGGCAAAUUUUGGACCGAAAAUCAUUUUCGAGUUUGAAUCGUGAUAUUUCGACUUGUAUAAUUUUAUUUAAAAUAAGUAAAAAAAAGUAAAAUCUCAAAGAAAUUUUAUUUUUUGUUUGAUUCCCGACUACCAAUUGGUGGCUACCAAUUGGACAUAUAUUAUUUGUCGAUGUUGACCCGUUUUCGAAGAAAUCAGCUUUUCUCCAAUUUUUUAUGGAUUGCAAUGUUUAUUUAUUAGAUUUGAUUUUUUUAUAUUCAACAAUU